Messenger RNA from Acytostelium subglobosum LB1, 1158 nucleotides. RefSeq lists its product as hypothetical. The record is from RefSeq and is a predicted model, not a curated record. Gene Ontology annotation, biological process: pyrimidine nucleotide import into mitochondrion. Gene Ontology annotation, molecular function: pyrimidine nucleotide transmembrane transporter activity. Gene Ontology annotation, cellular component: mitochondrion. NCBI's taxonomy places the organism in Eukaryota, Evosea, Eumycetozoa, Acytosteliales, Acytosteliaceae. The coding region runs from base 1 to 1158 and encodes 385 amino acids. The transcript is spliced from 5 exons.
AUGGACAAAGAGUCGAUCAAGUCCACAUCAUCAUCAUCAUCAACUCCAGUAACAUCAACUACAUCAACUGGCAUUGUUGGCAGCAGUAGUAGUGGGAGUAGCAAUAACAAUAGCAAUAGCAAUAUAUAUAACAAUCAGAAAAAGAUAUUCGCUCAGAAUGCAAUCGCAUCCUCAACAGACCCAGCCACAUCAUCAGUCUUACCAAAGCCUCGCGAGAAAUCAAAGAAUGCCUUGUUGCACUUUGUUGCUGGAGGACUUGGAGGUGCAGUUGGAGUCAUAUGUACAUCACCACUCGAGGUGAUCAAGACACAGUUACAGGGUGCCAACUCUGCAAUGCUCUAUGUUGGUAAGCCGAGAGGUGUACCAACAACAGUAUUCGCACUAAAGAACUUAUAUGAAAGAGAUGGACCUAAAGGCUUAUUCAAGGGCUUGGGACCACAUUUGCUUGGAGUGGCACCAUCACGUGCAGUUCACUUUAUGACAUAUAGCUUUACAAAGACUGCUCUGGAAAAGAUGGGAGUCAAGGAGGGCCCUAUCAUGUAUCUCACAUCGGCCAUCAGUGCCGGUUGUACAGUGGCCAUUGCCACAGGUCCCAUUUGGCUAAUCAAGACUCGAAUGCAAUUACAAACAUCUCUAAAGGACUUUAAUCAAGGUACACAUUAUAGGAACACAUUCCACUGCUGCAUGGCGGUGCUCAAGGAGGAGGGAGUCUUUGGAUUCUACAAGGGACUGGGUGCGUCCAUCAUCAGUGUCUCAGAGUCUGCCUUCCAGUUUGUCCUCUACGAAGGAUUCAAGAACCGAAUCAUUGAGGAGCAUCUGAAGCGACCUGAACAAUAUCCAUAUCCAAAAGAACUGUCGACAGUUGAAUAUUUGUCAGCGGCUGCUGUUGCUAAACUGAUAGCGGCUGUGACCACGUAUCCACAUGAAGUGAUUAGAACUAGACUGAGAGAGAAUAUUGCACCGGGUGCUGUACCAAAGUACAAGAACGUUAUACAGGGACUUUACUUGAUUGCCAGGGAAGAAGGAGUGCGAGGCCUGUUUGGUGGAAUGGGGCCACAUGUGCUUCGUGUCGUUCCCAACUCCUCGAUCAUGUUCCUCACCUACGAGCUGGUACUUGACGUUGCGAAUAAAAUAUCCAGGCUAUUCGAGACAUCGUAG